UCUGCCUCUUCUUUUGUGGGCUGCUAUAGUGAACCCGGCGAGCUAGUUCUCGCGGGAUCCUAUCAAUUCCAAUCCAUCGGAUACUGCCAACAAACAUGCGACAAGCGCAAUCAGACUGUAUACGCUCUGCACGACGGGAAUCAAUGCUACUGCGGCGAUGCAUUGCCAUCUUCUGAAUCUGAGGUGCCAGCUGCACGAUGCAACACGCCUUGUGCUGGGUUCCCCUCUGAUACUUGCGGCGGCUCUGACACCUGGAGUGUCAGCUCCGAUUCCAUCAACGUCAAACGCGAUGAUGCCGGCUCUGUCAUCGUGACCGCACCGGACACGCCGGACUCUGCGGCAAACAUCCAAGUCAACCCCACCUUGGUCGAGACUGGCAUUGCGCUCGCCAGCAGUGUCGUCAGUGACGCGGGAGGCAGC
This is a messenger RNA of Aspergillus brunneoviolaceus CBS 621.78, 420 nucleotides long. Its product is annotated as WSC domain-containing protein. The transcript has 2 exons. Gene Ontology annotation, cellular component: plasma membrane. The annotation marks the transcript as partial. The record is from RefSeq and is a predicted model, not a curated record. NCBI's taxonomy places the organism in Eukaryota, Fungi, Ascomycota, Eurotiomycetes, Eurotiales, Aspergillaceae.